AAUUCGAAAAAACAAAGCAAACAGUUCUUUACACUUCUGGCCGGCAAUCCAUUUUGUCUCUUACUCUUUCACAGAAUCUCCUUACUCCCUUCACUACAAUGCCCAUCUUCUCUAUAAUAAAUCCCUUUGGGUUUAUCACUCUCUUCAUCUCCAUUGUUCCCUAUGGACUCCCCUCCAGUUGCCGCCGUUUCUCUCGUCCUCCUCGCAUCCUUCCUUCUCUUCUUCUCUUUCGCUCAAUCUUCCACGAUCGGCGUCGGUUACAUUUCCAAAAUUCUCGAAAUCCAGGACCGCGAACGAGCUCUUCCUUCUGUCCAAGUUGCCGCCGCUCGCGGUGUUCUGCAACGCCUCCUUCCUUCUCACUCUUCCAGCUUCGAGUUUCGAAUUGUAUCUAAGGAGCAAUGUGGAGGGGAAUCUUGCUUCAUUAUAAAAAAUCAUCCCUCGUUUACAAGGCGCGGAGCUCCUCAGAUUCUAAUUUCCGGGGUAACUGGAGUAGAAGUGUUGGCUGGUUUGCAUUGGUAUUUGAAGUAUUGGUGUGGUUCGCAUAUAUCUUGGGACAAAACAGGAGGUGUGCAGCUCAAUUCGAUACCUAAAUUGGGUUCUCUUCCACGUCUUCAAGAUGAUAGUAUCUUGGUUCAGAGACCUGUUCCUUGGAAUUAUUACCAGAACGCUGUCACAUCUAGCUAUUCUUUUGCUUGGUGGGAUUGGAAAAGAUGGGAAAAGGAAAUUGAUUGGAUGGCUCUUCAAGGCAUCAACUUGCCACUAGCAUUUACAGGACAGGAAGCUAUUUGGCAAAAAGUUUUCCAGCAGAAAUUUAAUAUUAGUAAAGAAGAUUUGGAUGAUUUCUUUGGAGGCCCUGCAUUUCUUGCAUGGUCACGCAUGGCAAAUUUGCACAGGUGGGGAGGACCACUACCACAAAGUUGGUUUGAUCAACAACUAGUUCUGCAGAAGAAAAUUCUCGCCAGAAUGUAUGAACUUGGAAUGACUCCAGUUCUUCCAGCCUUUUCUGGAAAUGUUCCUGCAGCAUUAAGGAAUAUAUUUCCUUCAGCAAAAAUAACACGCUUGGGGAAUUGGUUUUCAGUUAGGAGUGAUGUUAGAUGGUGCUGCACGUAUCUCCUUGAUGCAACAGAUCCCUUGUUUAUUGAGAUUGGAAGAGCAUUCAUUGAGCAACAAUUGACAGAGUAUGGAAGUACCAGCCACAUAUACAACUGUGACACUUUUGAUGAGAAUACUCCACCUGUUGAUGACCCAGAGUACAUAUCUUCAUUAGGUGGAUCAAUAUUUGAGGGAAUGCAAAGUGGUGACAGUAAUGCUGUCUGGCUGAUGCAGGGGUGGUUAUUUUCAUAUGAUCCUUUCUGGAGACCUCCACAAACGAAGGCGCUUCUACAUUCAGUUCCUAUAGGGAGGCUGGUAGUCCUUGAUCUGUUUGCCGAAGUGAAACCCAUAUGGAAUACUUCAGAGCAAUUUUAUGGUGUCCCUUACAUCUGGUGUAUGCUGCACAACUUUGCAGGAAACUUGGAGAUGUAUGGGUAUUUAGAUUCGGUAGCUUCUGGACCGGUUGAAGCUCGUACCAGUGAGAACUCCACAAUGGUUGGUGUUGGAAUGUCAAUGGAAGGUAUAGAACAAAACCCAGUUGUUUAUGACCUCAUGUCUGAAAUGGCAUUUCAAAAGAACAAGGUUGAUGUCAAGGAAUGGAUUGAUUUGUAUUCAGCAAGACGAUAUGGUCGAUCAGUUCCAACAAUACAAAAUGCCUGGAAUAUACUGUACCACACAGUUUACAAUUGCACUGAUGGUGCCUAUGACAAAAACCGGGAUGUAAUUGUAGCAUUCCCUGAUGUUAAUCCAAAUCUUGUUUCGAUGCUGCAAGGAAGGCAUCACACCGAUGUAAAACUAGUAUCAAGAAGAGCGGCCCUAAUAAAAAACACUGAUUCAUAUGAACAUCCUCACCUAUGGUAUUCAACCACUGAAGUUGUGCGUGCUUUGGAACUUUUCAUUGCAGGAGGGGAUGAAUUAUCUGGAAGCAGCACUUACAGUUAUGACUUAGUUGACCUGACAAGACAAGUGUUGGCAAAAUAUGCAAAUGAGCUGUUCUUGAAGGUCAUUGAAGCCUACCGAUUAAAAGACAGCCAUGGAGUUGCUCACCAGAGUCAGAUGUUUCUAGACCUUGUGGAAGACAUAGACACACUCCUGGCAUGCCAUGAAGGAUUUCUUCUGGGUCCAUGGUUAGAAAGUGCAAAGCAACUUGCUCAAGAUGAAGAACAGCAAAUACAAUUUGAAUGGAAUGCAAGAACUCAGAUAACUAUGUGGUAUGACAACACAGAGGUGGAAGCAAGUCUUCUUCGUGACUAUGGGAACAAGUACUGGAGCGGUCUUCUAAAAGAUUAUUAUGGUCCCCGAGCAGCUAUAUAUUUCAAUUUCUUAACCCAGAGUUUGGAAAAUGGCCAUGGUUUCCAGUUGAAGGCUUGGAGAAGAGAAUGGAUAAAGCUUACAAACAAAUGGCAGAAAAGUCGGAAGAUAUUCCCGGUGGAGAGUAACGGAAAUGCUCUGAACAUAUCACGGUGGCUCUAUCACAAAUACCUUGGCAAUCCGGAUACAUAUGAUCAUUAAGUGAAGCUGCCAUAGCACAAUGUUACAAACUAUAUGAACUUUUUGGACAUCAUCAGAGAAUCUUGCGAUUUGCAUCAAACUAAGCUGUAAUCUGCUUGUUUACGAAUUAUAAAUAUAAAUCAAUGCAGGUCAUGUAACA
Molecule: messenger RNA, 2743 nt
Organism: Populus trichocarpa (black cottonwood)
Lineage: Eukaryota; Viridiplantae; Streptophyta; Magnoliopsida; Malpighiales; Salicaceae
Product: alpha-N-acetylglucosaminidase-like
Exons: 19
Coding region: 163-2604 (813 amino acids)
Source: RefSeq, a predicted model, not a curated record